GGGGAUACGACCGAAAGCGGAAAGAAAAGCCCUGAAAAUGAGCGACACCUAGGCGAAGACGUCGCCGUCGGGAUCGAAGAUGUUAGCACGAUCCCUAAAGGCACGAUUGAUCCGGUAUACGAGGCAAAGGCGAGGGUAUUAAAUAGAGCGGUAAAUUUCUAAAAACCAUUCUCUCUAAUACUUCUGAUCUUUGGUCUAAUAGUCAGCAUUGUAGAUCCAAGACAUUGGCAUGGGAUGGUACCAAUGGCAGCUCUUCAUAGUCGUAGGGUUCGGUUGGGCAUCCGAUAAUCUUUGGCCGAUCGUCACAUCUCUCAUUUUCACGCCCAUUGUAAACGAGUUCCAUCCGUCGCGUGGCCCAUUACUCAGUCUUGCCCAGAACAUCGGCUUACUUGCCGGCGCCAUGUUCUGGGGAUUCGGUUGCGACGUCUUCGGCCGGAGAUGGGCUUUUAACCUGACUCUUGGCAUAACCGCCGUAUGGGGCAUGAUAGCUGCCUCCGCCCCCAAUUUUGCCGCAAUUGGGAUAUUUGCGGCGUUUUGGUCGUUUGGCGUCGGCGGAAAUCUCCCGGUUGAUUCUGCUAUUUUCCUCGAAUUUCUCCCCGCAUCUCAUCAGUACCUCCUGACGGUUCUGUCUAUCGACUGGGCCGUUGCGCAAGUCAUAGCUAAUUUGAUCGCAUGGCCCCUAUUAGGGUAUCGGACAUGUCAGCAGACUGACACGGACUGCACUAGAGCUAAGAACAUGGGAUGGCGCUAUUUCAUGAUCGCGAUGGGAGGGCUGACGCUUAUCAUGUUUGUUCUUCGUUUCUUCUGCUUCACCAUCUAUGAAUCCCCCAAGUACCUCAUGGGCAAAGGAUUAGAUGAGGAAGCGGUGCGCAUAGUCCACGAAGUCGCUCGGCGGAACAAGAAAACUUCGGAUUUGUCCAUCGAAGAUUUGACGGCGUGCGAGCCGGAAGGGUAUGAAAACCGGGCUACUGCGAGCGACGCCGUGAAGCGCAAGCUGGAAGCGCUUGAUCUUUCUCAUAUCCGGUCCUUAUUUGCGACGGGGAAAUUGGCAUACAGCACGGGCGCGUUGAUGUUGGUCUGGGCUUUCAUCGGACUUGGUUAUCCAUUAUAUAACGCUUUCCUACCGUAUAUUCAGAGUACGCGCGGCGUAGACUUCGGAGAUGGGUCUACCUACAUCACGUAUCGCAACUCGCUGAUUAUCGCGGUGCUCGGUGUACCUGGUGCCCUCCUGGGCGGUCUUCUCGUCGAAUUGCCUCACUUCGGGAGAAGAGGGGCGUUGAGUCUAAGCACGAUCCUGACAGGCAUCUUUCUAUACUGCUCGACAACAGCGACUAGUUCUUCUAGCUUGUUGGGGUGGAAUUGUGCUUAUAAUUUUACGAGCAACAUCAUGUACGCCGUCCUGUAUGCCUUCACGCCCGAGCUAUUCCCUACUAAAGAUCGCGGUACUGGGAAUGCGCUUACGGCGACGUCAAACCGGAUCUUCGGCAUCAUGGCCCCUAUUGUUGCCAUGUUCGCGAACCUUCAGACGGCGGCGCCGGUUUACACAAGUGGUGCACUGUUUAUUGCAGCGGGACUUCUCGUUGGUACUCUACCUUUCGAAUCGAGGGGAAAGGCAAGCCUGUGAAUUGGUGCGAUGUUACUCCUUAAAUUCCCCGUAACGCCUCUGAACGCCUCUAAUUAUAGGGGUUAACACCUACCUAAGUCGUAUAAUGCGUUGUUAUCAGGUCUUGUACAAUUACUUUAGGAAAAAAAUGAUACCCUCUUUUCUAUUGUUUUGGUGAAUAUGGAAGACCUGGCCCCGGAAUUUUCAUUGUGACAUUUUUCAUA
Annulohypoxylon truncatum is the source of this 1827-nucleotide messenger RNA. Its product is annotated as MFS general substrate transporter. The transcript is spliced from 2 exons. NCBI's taxonomy places the organism in Eukaryota, Fungi, Ascomycota, Sordariomycetes, Xylariales, Hypoxylaceae. Gene Ontology annotation, biological process: transmembrane transport. The record is from RefSeq and is a predicted model, not a curated record. Gene Ontology annotation, molecular function: transmembrane transporter activity. The coding region runs from base 230 to 1624 and encodes 464 amino acids.